Talaromyces proteolyticus is the source of this 2598-nucleotide messenger RNA. RefSeq names its product fungal-specific transcription factor domain-containing protein. Gene Ontology annotation, cellular component: nucleus. Gene Ontology annotation, molecular function: DNA-binding transcription factor activity, RNA polymerase II-specific; transcription cis-regulatory region binding; zinc ion binding. The transcript is spliced from 2 exons. Gene Ontology annotation, biological process: positive regulation of transcription by RNA polymerase II. The record is from RefSeq and is a predicted model, not a curated record. Bases 339 to 2345 code for a protein of 668 amino acids. Lineage: Eukaryota; Fungi; Ascomycota; Eurotiomycetes; Eurotiales; Trichocomaceae.
UAGAAUUGCAUCAAUGCGGCCCAGAGGUCGGGAAAUUAGCAUUAGUCGGGCACCCAACGGAGUUCAAAUGUUGUUUCGUGUCCCAAUAACUGCUCUGAACCCACCGAUCCCAACUCUAUGCUGGAAUGUGAUUGGACAGACUUCCUUAUCUCCCUGCUUACAUAACCUGCCUGUGCUUCCCCGCUCCAGUGAUAUCGAUCAAUCGUGAUAUCAAUCGAUCCUGUGUGGUCUUUCAGCGACAUACCGCCUGUCGCUCGUGCUGCUGGUAUUCGCCAUACGUCCUGUACGGCCAUAGUCGCUGCUUAAGGAACUGAACAGGGGCCAAGCAUGAAUCCGGCAUGCGUGGGGUCAAGAAAUCUCGCAAUGGAUGUGCGACUUGCAAGAGCAAACGGUUGAAGUGCGAUGAGGGCAAGCCCUCCUGCGGACGCUGUGCCCGCCUUGGAAUGGAGUGCCCGGGAUACUCCCAGUCCCUACGAUGGAUAACAAAGCAUGAAGUGCUCGAUAAUGGAAGGAGGUCAAGCCCUAAACACUCCGAGGCGAGUCCUCGUCUGGCUCAGGAUGUGCUCCAAAAUCCGAAUAACUCGGAAAUGACACUCUCUUCCACCGACGAUCCCGCAACGCUGCUUGAUGAUAUAAAUUCGCCGUUAGAUUUUGAGCAGUGGGAUCGACAAUUCAACCCAGUCUUGCCAGGGCCAGGCCAAAUAGAUACUACAAGAAGCCUGUCAGAUACCGGGUACGACCCGGCUGUUGAAGGAUCUCCCGCUGAUACAGCCACACCAAGAUCAGUGGCUUUUAGUAAUUUACUACCUGAAAAUGCCACCUCAAUAGAAGAGGAUUAUUUCCCAUCACCACUGCUUCUCCGACAAUCUCCUAUUCCGCGGUGCUCAAACAACCGACUGAGUAUCCUGCCUCCAUUACGGAAAUCACUAGAAGAUCCAUCCUCAACUUUGGUCGAAUACUAUUUUAAAGAAGUUGCCGGUCUAUUCUCGAGCUAUGAUAGCCACAUGAACCCAUUCCGUACAACAGUGUCUCGGCUAUGGACUUCCUCGUCAGUCUUGUGUCGGACACUGCAGAGCAUGGCGGCGGCCACUCUGGUUGAUGAUUUCCCACAAUUCGGCCCAGUCGGGCUCAAGAUGCGAGACGAAGCCAUCUCAUUUCUCGAGAAACAGCCGGCUCUCGAUGAUAAAUCACUCCUGGCCGUGUUGAUGUUGGGACAGACGGCAAGCUGGCAUAAAGCGAAUGACCUAGGUGUUUCGUUCUUCAAUCUUCUUCGCAACCAUCUCAAUUCAAUUUCUGCUAGUGGUAGUGGUGCCACUUCGUUGACUAACCGCAACAACUAUCAGUUUUUCGAAGAAGCUCUUGUCUAUUGGGAAAUGCUGCUUUCCUACGUCGCAGACCAUGGCACACUUAUUUCGUCAACAAACCCAGACCUACAUCCAGCCGCAGAUAACAGCUUGACACAGAGAGUACCGCAUCCAUGGACAGGCAUCGCACGUGACACUCAAUUCGCUGUCCACGAGGUUGGCCGUCUCGUUAGAGGAGAACGGAAUCGUAUGCGCUCCAAGCGAUUUACAUCGCGAUCGGAUAUUGCGCAGGCCCAGCGAGCUAUUGAGAAGGCGCAGGAACUGGAGCAAACGCUCUUAAACCUCUCCCAUCCAACGGAGACAGAGGUGGUCAACCCCGGCGACGACGACACGCCGGUGUGGCAUCUGCUUGCCAUGGCUGAAGUGUAUAGAUAUACAGGUCUUCUUCAACUCUAUCGAGCGUUCCCUGACCUCUUAUGGUCUCGGAUACAAUCCGGAGACAUAGCCGGGGAGCCACUGAUGCCUCGUUCAAACAUCAGCUUCCUAGACCAAUCGAAUGGCCAUUCGUCUGGUUUUCUCAGCUACGCCGACCUCCCCGAGGAGAUCUUUGGCGACUUUCAAUUCGACGAUGGAUCAGAUAUCUCACCCGCAGUCCACGACGAAUGGCUCACUAGAUUCGCAGUAACCGCCAUGUCGAAAUUGAAGACAAUCCCGCACGAGUCCCGAACACGAUGUCUACAACCAUUCCUUCUCGUCGCGUCAUCCAGUGAACUUCGCUUGCCGCCGACGACCCUGCCUCUUUUUGAUGAGUCUGAGGACGAUCACACCCUCAACUUAUCCACGCACGCAAUCGAGGUCUCGCGGACUCGCAAAUUCAUCCUCGGCCGCCUGAGCUCGUUUCUUCACGUGCUACCCCCAAAGCCUAUCCAUGUCUGUCUCCAGCUCGUCAACGAGAUCUGGAGCCGCAUGGACGCGGGCGAGUCGGAUGUGUUCUGGAUGGAUGUAAUGAUUGAGAAAGGCUGGGAAACAACCAUGGGCUAAUAGGUCAACUCAACUUUAUGUACAUGACUUCUUGUUUCUAUUAAUUUCUGUCCGAUGUAUAUAUCAUUGUCAAAUCAACGAAUGACAAGUCUGACAAACAUUACAAAUAUGUACGUAUGCAUGUCCCUUAUCAGCCAGCCACACCUGCCCAAGAAGGACAUGUUUUCCGGAGGAUAAGCAGCUGGUGGUGUGCUGGUGGUGUACAGUGUCGUACGGAGUAGCCUCGUUCUAUACUCAAUGUUCUCUCUCCUUG